AUGCUAUUUAUUCCGGCGAGUGGGCGGCAGGGGAGGGUGGGCGUGACGUGCGAGACGAUGUCUUUGCAGCUGCUGACGGCGCAGAGCCGCCUGGUGGAGGCACUGGCGGGGAUGUACAUGAAGAGCACCAUGUUCAGGGCGGACGAGGGGCUCGGAGAGCUCUCGCUCCCGGGGGCUCCGCAGGCUUUUCUGCCGGUGGAGCGGGCCCUCUACGCGGCGGGAAUGAGGGACGGGGAUGUCGUAACCCUUGUGGACGGCCUGCCAGCAACGCAGGAAACCCUUGGGGCCUUGGGGGACAAGGCACACUCGAAUUGCAACGAGCCGUGCGUGGCUAGCGUCCGGUUGACGUUCCUUCGACCAUGCGGCACGAGCGUGCCGCCACGCUCGCCGCAGUCAGUGCUCGAUCUGUGGAGGGAGCAUGUCCGGGUGAUUGUCUUGAACAGCGUUCCCGAGUCCAACAGAAAGCACGAGGUCAUGCUGGAGCUAUCGCGGCUUCAAGACGCUACCACCCUCCGCGCGCUGGCGUGCCAAGCCUUCGAGGUAUAG
Messenger RNA from Ectocarpus siliculosus, 546 nucleotides. The record is from the annotation of a GenBank genome assembly. Lineage: Eukaryota; Phaeophyceae; Ectocarpales; Ectocarpaceae.